Molecule: messenger RNA, 2170 nt
Organism: Hirundo rustica (Barn swallow)
Lineage: Eukaryota; Metazoa; Chordata; Aves; Passeriformes; Hirundinidae
Gene: OPN3
Product: opsin 3
Exons: 4
Coding region: 657-1847 (396 amino acids)
Biological process (GO): visual perception; G protein-coupled receptor signaling pathway
Cellular component (GO): membrane; photoreceptor outer segment
Molecular function (GO): G protein-coupled receptor activity
Source: RefSeq, a predicted model, not a curated record
ACCCACGGUGCUCCUGUAUAACACACCCUGGAGCAGAGGUAUAAAACGGGCGACUUCACGGUGCGAACUGUGGUGUCCUACUUGCCCCCUGGCUGACAAAAAGAGCGUUCACCCACACCACAGACUCGCACAGGCCAAAUGGUUGCCGGGUUGCUUUGUGGGGUUCCAACCCCUAGAGCCAAGCUGUGAGCACUGCGGGGAACCUCCUGAGAAGACACUGCUGCCGCAAUAGCAGUUUUCAUUGGCAGGACAUCUGGGGAAGAAGCCUAAAUAAAUAUCGGUUCUACCUCUUGCCGGAGCUGGCCGCAGAGCAGGUCUGCCUAGACGCGGCCCCCGUGAGGCAAGCGCUGCUGACGGCAGCCGUGGCCCAGCCAAAGUGCACAGAGGAUUUUCAAGGAAGAGGAGACAACAGCCACAUCCCGGCCACAAUCGGGCUGCUCACCGCGCUAAGAGCACCAGACCAGCCGCUCGUACGGACGGAGCCAUGCCCGGGCCCGGACCCGGACCCGCCCCGCGGCAGGCGAGGGCGAAGCCACUCGAGGGCGCGCCCUCCGUGGGCGGGAAGGCAGCGAGGACUCCUCCUCCUGCCCGGAGCGUCGGCGUGCCAUGGGGCUGGGAGCGGGCCGGGCGGCUUAGCCCCGCUGCGGCCGGGAGCCAUGCCCGCGGGGAACGGCACGGGCACCUCCAGCCGCCCGGAGCCCGCUCCCGAGCAGGCGGUGCCGGGCGAGCGGCCCCUCUUCAGCGCCGGCACCUACGAGCUGCUGGCGCUGCUGGUCGCCACCAUCGGCAUGCUGGGCUUGUGCAACAACUUGCUGGUGCUGGUGCUCUACUACAAGUUCAAGCGGCUCCGCACGCCCACCAACCUCUUCCUCGUCAACAUCAGCCUCAGCGAUCUGCUGGUGUCCGUCUUCGGCGUGAGCCUUACCUUCAUGUCCUGCCUGAGGAGCCGCUGGGUGUGGGACGCCGCCGGCUGCGUCUGGGACGGCUUCAGCAGCAGCCUCUUCGGAAUUGUUUCAAUUAUGACUCUUACUGCUCUCGCCUAUGAACGCUACAUUCGGGUGGUCCAUGCGAAGGUGAUUGACUUCUCUUGGUCUUGGCGGGCUAUCACAUACAUCUGGCUGUACUCACUGGCCUGGACUGGAGCACCUCUUUUGGGCUGGAACAGAUACACACUGGAAAUUCAUGGAUUAGGUUGCUCAGUGGACUGGAAGUCAAAAGACCCCAAUGAUACCUCCUUUGUGCUCCUUUUUUUCCUUGGCUGUCUGGUAGCACCUGUUGGGAUCAUGGCCUACUGCUAUGGCCAUAUUCUGCAUGCAGUAAGAAUGCUUCGUUGUGUAGAAGAUUUCCAGACAGUUCAGGUGAUCAAACUUCUAAGAUAUGAAAAGAAGGUGGCUAAAAUGUGUUUCUUGAUGAUCUCCACGUUCCUUAUUUGUUGGAUGCCCUAUGCAGUGGUGUCCCUCUUGAUUACAUAUGGCUAUAGCAACCUUGUAACUCCAACAGUAGCUAUCAUCCCAUCUUUUUUUGCCAAGUCAAGCACUGCUUAUAAUCCAGUUAUCUAUAUCUUCAUGAGUAGAAAGUUUCGACGCUGCCUUUUGCAACUCCUGUGCUUUCGCCUGAUGAGAUUCCAGAGGACAAUGAAAGAGACACCAGCAACAGGGAGCGACAAACCAAUACGACCAAUAGUUAUGUCUCAGAAAGCAGGGGACAGGCCAAAGAAGAAAGUGACUUUCAGCUCUUCCUCUGUCAUUUUUAUUAUCACCAGUGAUGACACUGAGCAAAUAGAUGACAGCAGUAAAUACAAUGAGGCAAAAGUCAAUGUCAUCCAAGUAAAGCCAUUGCAGGGAUGAGUUGAAAAGACAUGAGAAUGAGAUGGAUUUCAGCUGCUGGACUGUUGAGGCUGGAGACUGGUUUCAAUGGCAGUGCCUGUGGGCUGCCAAAGGAAACCACAUUCUUAAGCUGUGAAAUACUGAAGGGGUUCAGCAUCUGAAGCUCUCCAAGUAGUUCACUUUUGGUCACAGUAUGGAAAUCUCUUCUAGAAUUGUUGAUGGAUGUCAUUACUCUGAAUUUUCUUAAAGCAUGUUUUAUGAUUGCUGUUCAGAACUUUUGGUAUUUUAAUGUUUUCUGUAUAUUCAGCCUUCAGUGAAUAAUUAAAUGGAUCUUAUUUAUAUAA